Molecule: messenger RNA, 1129 nt
Organism: Glycine soja
Lineage: Eukaryota; Viridiplantae; Streptophyta; Magnoliopsida; Fabales; Fabaceae
Exons: 1
Coding region: 268-864 (198 amino acids)
Source: RefSeq, a predicted model, not a curated record
AAAGUAAUGUUAUUAUGCAAACGCAUUGGGCUUGGCGUUGUGUUUGUUUUGUUUUCUUGCACCGCAUUCAAUAUCUCUCUUUCUUCUAUUUUGUCCUGAUCAGCUUUGUUCAGUUUCUUUCUUUCUUUUCCCAAACACACUUAGUUUCGAAUUCCUGUAUUUUCAACAACGGAGCGUCCAACCCAUCCGUUUUCCGUUGGCGUCAUUGAAGCACAUCACGGGAUCUCUCUCUCUCUCUCUCUCUCUCUCUCUCUCUGUGUGGUCGACAUGAGUCAACUCGGUCUCAUAUUGCAGGAAUCGCUCCGCACCGAGAGAGAAGCAAGAACCAUUCUGGGUUUGUUAACGGAGCAAAUGGACAGCGUCGGUAGAGGCCAACGGAGGAGACGGACCCUCAAAGAACGCCUCAGAUUCACCGGAAUCGGCUGUUGUGGAGCCACGUGGGUUUUCCGUCCAAUUGUCAGGGACGAAGGAGGAGGGGCACAAGCACAACAACAGCCGCAGGAAACAAAUGCGGGUCAAGAUCCGAAUCAUACUGGGCCCGAACAUGUGGGUCCGAGUCAGUCGAGUUCGGGAAUGAAUCUUGCGGCGGCGCUGGCGGCGGAGCGUCAGUUCCGUGAGGGUGAGGGGACGCCUUUGAGGGUGUCGUUGAUGCGGCUGUUGGAGGAAACAGAGGGUGGGGAUGCGGCGGUGGAAGCAGUGGGGAAUGAUUGGGUGUGCUGCGUGUGCAUGGGAAGGAAGAAAGGCGCGGCAUUCAUCCCGUGUGGGCACACAUUCUGUAGGGUGUGUUCGAGGGAGCUGUGGUUGAACAGAGGUACUUGUCCCCUUUGCAACCGUUCCAUACUCGAGAUUCUCGACAUCUUCUGAAAUCAUCACCCUUUUUCUUGGAUCCUUCUCGCCCACACAUUCAUACAGCCCAACUAAAAUAAUAAUUGGUGUAUUUUAUUUCUCUAGUACUAGCUUUGUAGCUAUCUUUGCUUCACUCAUAUGAUAUGGGUGUGUAUCUGUGUAUACACCUGCAAGCAAAGCCAUGUCUCGGAUCUUUUAAUUUUGUUUGAAAUUCAUAUAUGCUAAUGUUGGGAUAAAUUUGGCGCUUCAAUGAUCACAUUUCUAGCAAGGGGGACCAUUUUCA